AUGCAUAAGGCUGUGUAUUAUUUUUGUGCUAACUCUCAGAACAUCAGAAACACAGAAAACAGACUGCUUCUCCUCCUUCUCUUCUGUACCCAGGAAUACAGAACGGUGAAAAGCAAACCAGUGUUGUGGAUUACAUCAACAAAAGGCUUCUAUCAUCCUGCAUCAACUUCGAAGACACACACAUUCAUAUCCAGAAACUUGAACAGCUUGAAGAAGCUCUAUGCAGUGGUGAUGGGUUUUCUCAACUCGCUUCGGAUUCGGUUCAUUAUGAACCAUGGAAUUUGUCCACGUGGCUUGAACGGAUACGAGUUCAAUCCGGACCCGGUUUCUGACCCGUCGACGCUUACUUCCAUCAAUCUCUGGAAUCACCAACGGAUUCCCGGUAUGGCUAUGUAUAAUGACAAUACUAUCCCUCUUUCUUUAUCCGUUUUCCACCACUAGGGAUCACAAACGCUUGAAGACUGAGUUGUACUUGUCCGAGUCAAUUCGUCCGGUCAUCUCUGUUCACUCACAAGAGAACGGAAUUCGACUCGUUCAUGCUUUAAUGGCGUGCGCUGAAGCCGUUCAGGAAAACAACCUCGCCAUCGCCGAAACCUUCGUCAAGAAUAUUCGGUUGUUUAUUCUGGUUAAUGGUGGGGGUUCACGGGAUGAAUAGUUUGGAUUUUUUAAAUUCUGUUUUAGCCCAACUGGUUGGAGUUUGAGGAUUUUUGGAUUUCUGUCGACCAGAAUGAAUUUCUGGAUUUCAUGUUAUAUAAAUACGCACUGAAACUGCAAAAUUAGUAUA
Molecule: messenger RNA, 784 nt
Organism: Mangifera indica (mango)
Lineage: Eukaryota; Viridiplantae; Streptophyta; Magnoliopsida; Sapindales; Anacardiaceae
Exons: 2
Coding region: 1-441 (146 amino acids)
Source: RefSeq, a predicted model, not a curated record